Messenger RNA from Syzygium oleosum, 1623 nucleotides. Its product is annotated as uroporphyrinogen decarboxylase 1, chloroplastic. Gene Ontology annotation, biological process: porphyrin-containing compound biosynthetic process. Bases 134 to 1381 code for a protein of 415 amino acids. The transcript has 6 exons. The record is from RefSeq and is a predicted model, not a curated record. Gene Ontology annotation, molecular function: uroporphyrinogen decarboxylase activity. Lineage: Eukaryota; Viridiplantae; Streptophyta; Magnoliopsida; Myrtales; Myrtaceae.
UGAAGUCAAAGUUACGAACUUUAACUCCACCUCCUGAAGAUCAGAAAAGCCAUAGCCAAGAGAAGAGAGAGCGAGAUAAGGAAGACCCACCGGAGCCAAGCACAGCGAAAGCACAAUCCCGUUGUUCUCUCAAAUGGGUCUUCCUUCUUUAACCAGCGCGUGCGGUUCGCUAGGUUGCUGCAGUUCUUCAAUGUCGACCGUGCAGCUAGGGUUUCAUUGCAGUUCCCUCGACGCGUUCUGGGUUCCUCGUAAAAGAAGGAAUUCUGGCCGGGGUUUUCACGUGGCUUGCUCUUCCUCUUCACCUACUGAUCCACUCUUGGUGAGGGCUGCUAGAGGAGAUCCUGUGAGUAGGCCCCCGGCAUGGAUGAUGCGACAAGCAGGAAGGUAUAUGGCUGUUUACAGAAAGCUUGCAGAGAAACAUCCAUCCUUCAGAGAGAGGUCAGAGACCACCGAUCUCAUUGUGGAAAUUUCUUUGCAGCCUUGGGAAGCUUUUCAUCCAGAUGGGGUUAUCAUUUUCUCUGACAUACUCACCCCUUUACCUGCAUUUGGGGUCCCAUUUGACAUCGAAGAAGUAAGAGGCCCUGUAAUCGGGUCCCCAAUUCGUUCUGAGGAGGCCUUGAAGUCAUUGCAUCCAAUUGACUUGGAGAAACUUCAUUUUGUGGGAGACUCCUUGAGGAUCUUGCGGCAGGAGGUUGAAGGGCGGGCCGCUCUACUUGGUUUUGUCGGGGCACCGUGGACAAUUGCUACAUAUGUGGUUGAAGGGGGUACGACUCGGACAUAUACUGUCAUAAAAAGCAUGUGCCAUACAGCGCCACAUGUAUUGAGGGCUCUUCUAUCUCAUAUAGCUCAAGCAAUUGCAGAGUACAUCAUCUUCCAGGUGGAAUCUGGAGCUCAUUGUAUACAAAUAUUUGAUUCAUGGGGUGGACAGCUACCUCCUGAUAUGUGGGAAAGCUGGUCAAAGCCUUACAUCCAACAGAUUGUGGAUGUUGUGAGGAAGAAAUGCCCAGGAACUCCGCUUGUCCUAUAUAUAAAUGGAAACGGUGGUCUUCUUGAGCGAAUGAGAGAAACUGGAGUGGAUGUGAUUGGGCUGGACUGGACUGUGGACAUGGCAGAUGGAAGGAAACGGUUAGGUAGUGGAGUUGGCGUGCAGGGUAAUGUGGACCCUGCUUACUUGUUCUCUCCUCUGCCAGCCUUGACUGAAGAAAUUCAAAGGGUUGUGAAAUGUGCAGGGCCGAAAGGUCACAUUCUUAAUCUUGGGCAUGGUGUCCUUGUUGGGACUCCUGAAGAAGCAGUUGCCCAUUUCUUCAAUGUAGCCAGGAGUUUAACAUAUGAUUCAUUUGUACAAGGUCAUGCGGCAGAGAAAGCCACAUUGGUAGCGUGACUGCAGACAAUUACUUUGAGCAAAACCAUCUUGUCAAAGCUUUAGAAUUUCAGGAUGAUAGCCCGACCUCUCUGCUGACUUCUCGCCUUCCUUUUGAGUUUCACAGUUUUGGGGAUGCAUUGAAGGGUAUGUACAUGGCUGUGAGCAAUCUAAUAUAUCCUUUUUCAGUUCAAUCUGUAAAUCAAUAUUGUUCAAAUGUUCUGCAAAAUUGCAUUUGUCUCAUGACCCUUGCUUUCUCUGCC